GUUUUACAUUUUACCAGGGCAGUUCUUUCUCUGCGCCUGGGUUCUUCAAUCAACGAAAUACACGUGUGUUUUUGCACGCAAAGUUUUCUUUAGUGUUUGCCAAUGUCGCGUGUAUAACCCCUCUCCACUUCACAGUUUGGAUUUGCAGGCUACGUGGUUACAAGUUUUGGUGUUAUCGAACCGAUAUUUAAGCAAAUCUUGCGAUCAUGUCCCAGAUGUCGUCCUCUCACCCAGUGGCCAGCGGCCCGAUGCCAGUCCGGACCGCUGAGACUGGCGCAGCACCGUCCGUACCCAACACGGCCAGCCAGAUUGCUGGUCAGGCUGUGCAGGGUCCUGCGGGAGCAGCAGGGGCAGGUCCAACUGAGAACAUGGCAAACACCAAAGAGAAGACACCCAUGUGCCACUUGAAUGAGCUGGCGCGGUUCAACCGCCUCCAGCCCCAGUAUGAGCUCAUGGAGGAGACCGGUCCCGCCCAUGAGAAAACCUUCACCGUCAGGCUGGUGCUUGGAACUCAGAAAUUCGAAGCCAAGGGCACCAGCAUCAAGAAAGCCCAGCACAAAGCUGCGGAGCACGCCCUCUUGAACUGCAACCUCCCGUCCCCGAAACCCAGACCGCCCCGCACCACCAAAUCCACCCAGCCCAACCCCAACGCCCUGACCGCUACCGUCGAGCUCAACAGCAAGGCCAUGAAAGCCGGCGUCAUGAUCCACUACAGUCCCCUGGGGCCUGACCCCAUGCCCUUCACCAACUACUACCGCGCUGGGGGGCGUGGGGGGUUCCGCCCUCCCAGACCCCAGGGGCCCCAUGGGGGACCAGGGCCUGGUGGUGCGCCCAUGCAGGGGGCUAUGAGACCCCAGGGGCCGGGGAUGGGGGGCGAGCCGCGGGGACCGGGGAGUCCGGGUGACUUCCGGGGACCACGCUCACCAUUUCCAAGGUACCCUGGACCCCGCCCUACCUUCUACAUCAAAGUCGCAGUGGGCAACAGGGAGUUCAUUGGAGAAGGCCGCACCCGCAAAGACGCUCGCCAGAACGCCGCCCUGAAGGCCUUGAAAUCCAUCGAGGCCGAUCCGUUACCGGAAUGCAAGGACGAGGCCGUUAGUACCUCAGACCCUCCUGCCAACUCAGUCAAAGACAAGGAGGAAGAUGGUCUCAAGUCUGACAUCAGCGUCGUCUACGAGAAAGCCCACCAGCACAACCUGUCUGUCAACUUCAACGUCACGGAGGAGAAAGGUCCCCCGCAUCUCAAGAACUUCAAGGUGGAGUGCAUCGUCGGGGAGUACAAGACGGAAGGCACGGGCAACUCCAAGAAGAACGCCAAGCGCAAAGCAGCGGAGCUGAUGAUCAAGAACCUGCAGAUGCUGCCCACCAUGCCAAAAGUAGAGCGCCCUCGCCCUUACUUUCAGCUCAAGAAGAAGAAGAGCAAGUCCCUUAUUAAGACCCGUGCCACCAAUCCCGAGUACGAGGCCUCGGGUCUGAACCCCAUCAGCCGUCUGGUGCAGAUCCUGCAGGCCAUCAACAAGAAGGAACCAGUCUUCACUGUCGCAGAAGACCAGGCAGUCAAUGAGCACCCCGGGAGGCCUGGACCGCGUAGUCGCCGCCGGGAAUUCACCAUUCAGGUUGCAGCCGACAACAAAACCUGCAUUGGCAAAGGCCUCAAGAAGAAGGCGGCCAAGCGAGCGGCGGCCGAGGAGAUGCUGAGGGAGAUGGGAUACUCCUCCAACCCUCCAGCCUCGGCCAGCACCCCUGGCAAAUCAGCUCUCAAGUCUAACAUUGAGGGUGAGGAAAGUGGCGGAGGAGAUCGUAAGGUGACCUUCAAAGAAGACCCAGACAAGAAAGUUGGAGAGAAGAAGAAGUUGGAGUCGCCCAUCCCAGGCCACAAACUUGCCCCGGGGCUUCUCCCCAUGAUGCCUGGCAUCAACACCGUGGCGGGCUUCCCCGGGCCCAUGGCCUCCUCCGUCAAACAGGAACCGGUCACACCAGUCGCAGGCCAGCUGAACCGCGCUCCUGGUGCCCCUGUCACCGGCGGCCCGAUCGGUAAGAAGUCCGCCGCUCCGCUGAGCAGCGUGACCGCCGACAUCGCCCGCGAGCUCCUGACCCAGGGCAGCUCCCCGACGGCCAACGCCAUCAUGAAGGGCCGGCCGGGCAACUUCGUGGAGAAGAAACUCGUCCGCCAGCGUCAGCAGCUGGAGUUCCUGGCUCUGGUGCAGGGGCUGGGUUUGCAGUUUACUGACUUCCCUGAGGCAAACAAGAACGAGCUGCUGUCGCUGGUAGCCGUGUCCACCGAUCCCAAGCUGGUCUGCCACGGCGCCGGCCCAACGCUGGAGGCCUCGCACGACGUGGCCGCCAUCGCCGCUCUCCGCUCGCUGGCCGGCAUAGACCAGGAAGAAGACUUGACCAAAAAUUCAAAUGCCAAACGACCUCAGAAUGCCACAAUGAAGUAGGAACUAACUCCAACCCGUAAGUUUGUUGCUCAAAAAAGCAGACAAAAAUAUGAUUUCAACUCUAGUCAAUUUUUGGGUCAGAUAUACAAACAAGAUUUCAUAAAAUAGUCCAUUAUGACUUCGUUCCGUUGGGGGAGGGGGGUGUUAA
This is a messenger RNA of Patiria miniata (bat star), 2589 nucleotides long. RefSeq names its product double-stranded RNA-binding protein Staufen homolog 2-like. The transcript has 16 exons. The record is from RefSeq and is a predicted model, not a curated record. Lineage: Eukaryota; Metazoa; Echinodermata; Asteroidea; Valvatida; Asterinidae. Bases 207 to 2441 code for a protein of 744 amino acids.